AUGGCUGUCAACCGACAUGUUGCACGGGUUGCCUCUGACCAUUGUCCGGUGGUUAUGCAGGUCGAAUUUCAGAAUUUCAAACAUCCAAAGAUCAUGAGAUUUAAAGAUGUGUGGCUUUCGUAUCCUGUUGCUUACCAUGUUGUUAAGAAAGCUUCGAGCAAGAAGUUUGUUGGUGAUCCUAUGGAGGUUUUAAACAAAAAAUUUCGAUUUGUGUUGAGAACUUUGUUUUUUUGGAACUGGUCAAAGCAUAAUAGCUUGUUGGAGCUCAAAGAUAAACUUAAAGUAGAAGUGGAUGAAUUACAAAAUAAAGAAGCCAAUGGAAGUGGUUUAUCUGAUCAGUCUAUUUUGCUUCUAAAGACCAAAGUCCAUGAAUUAAAUAUUACUUUUACAAGAUUAAACAUAUGGUGGAGACAAAGAAUCAAAGUCAAAUGGAUCAAGGAGGGUGACAUUAAUUCUCAGUUCUUCCACUCCUUUGCUAAUGGUAGGAAGAACGGUAACUCUAUCAGAUAG
Molecule: messenger RNA, 510 nt
Organism: Dendrobium catenatum
Lineage: Eukaryota; Viridiplantae; Streptophyta; Magnoliopsida; Asparagales; Orchidaceae
Exons: 1
Coding region: 1-510 (169 amino acids)
Source: RefSeq, a predicted model, not a curated record